AUGCCCCCUCCCGUUGGCAGAUAUGGGCCUACCGGUCUAACCGGGCCCUAUUCGCAUCUAGCACAGCAAGCUCACCUCCAGCAACAGCAGCAACCGCAGCAUCACCCGCCACACGCUCAGUCGAGCAACACAGCUUUGCCGCCGCCCUCCCUUGGUGGCCAUCCAGGCUUCGCUACGGGGAAUCCGAACACGAAUAUCAAUCCGUUCACGUUAUCUGGUGCCGGUGUUGGCAAUGGAAUGUCCGUUGCGGGAUUCGGAGGCUCUGCAGAUGGAGGAGGAACAGGACUCGCGAGCCACGCAGCUCAAAUGGGAUUUGCAAGAGGCGCGCAGAUGCAACAGCAGCAAUUGCACCAGGCGCACGACGGGCGAUUCACGCUUGAAGGGAAAGCUGGUGGUGUGAAGACGCGGAUACGCGAUGUUUGGAAACACAAUCUUGCACAGGAGAUGGCCGUUUUGAGACAGCUUGUCGAGAAAUAUCCCUACAUAAGCAUGGACACUGAGUUCCCCGGUAUUGUCGCCCGUCCGAUUGGAGCGUUUACGAACAAGGCAGACUACCACUACCAAACUUUAAGAUGUAACGUCGACCUGUUGAAGAUGAUACAACUCGGGAUUACACUCUUCUCAUCCACGGGUGAGGUUCCGCCCCCGGAUGCCACCGAUGCGAACGGACAACCCUUGGGCAAUGGCUUAGUACCCGCCCCUUGCACAUGGCAGUUCAACUUCCGGUUCUCGCUGGAGGAAGACAUGUACGCCCAAGAGUCAACAGCCAUGUUGGCUAAGGCUGGUAUCGAUUUUUCUACACAUGACAAGAACGGUAUCGACCCGCUUGAAUUUGGAGCUCUGCUGAUAAGUUCUGGAUUGGUAUUACUGGAUGAUGUUCACUGGGUUUCAUUCCAUUCCGGAUAUGAUUUUGGAUACUUGAUGAAGAUCAUGCUUUGCCAAGAACUUCCAGAGAACGAAGAGGAAUUCCAUAAGCUCCUUAACAUCUUCUUCCCAUCAUUAUACGACAUUAAGUAUUUGAUGAAACACGCAGGACGCAACCAAGCGGUCAACGACUCCCCAUUAACACCAGCCGCCGUUCAGAUCCUUACAAAUCUUGGCCAAAAGUCCGGGCUUCAGGACAUUGCAGACGAGCUUGGAGUGAAGCGGGUCGGUAUCGCACAUCAAGCCGGCUCCGACUCCCUCGUAACGGGUGAGAUCUACUGGAAAAUGCGCCAACUCGUCUUCAACGGCAAGAUCGACGAUUCCAAAUAUUCUGGGCAAAUAUGGGGCUUGAAUGGCCAAAUGCCAGCAUUGACAUACCAUAUCAACCCGCAUCAAACACCAAACCUCAACGGCGCCACAAUAUACUCAGCUGCUGGUACGCCGAGCACCCCAAAUGCUGGCGUUCAAACCCCUCAACAUCACACACCCGGUGCGCUGACACCUGGAGCUACAGGCGGAGUCCUAGGACAAUUUCAAAUGGCGAAGUCAUGA
Aspergillus puulaauensis is the source of this 1476-nucleotide messenger RNA. RefSeq names its product CCR4-NOT core DEDD family RNase subunit POP2. Gene Ontology annotation, molecular function: nucleic acid binding; poly(A)-specific ribonuclease activity. The record is from RefSeq and is a predicted model, not a curated record. Bases 1 to 1476 code for a protein of 491 amino acids. The transcript has 2 exons. Gene Ontology annotation, cellular component: CCR4-NOT core complex; CCR4-NOT complex; P-body. NCBI's taxonomy places the organism in Eukaryota, Fungi, Ascomycota, Eurotiomycetes, Eurotiales, Aspergillaceae.